Molecule: messenger RNA, 453 nt
Organism: Dibothriocephalus latus
Lineage: Eukaryota; Metazoa; Platyhelminthes; Cestoda; Diphyllobothriidea; Diphyllobothriidae
Source: the annotation of a GenBank genome assembly
AUGGCAGAUCGCUUGACUGAACUCCAAGACGCCGUAAAUUUGCAAGCUCAGAAUUUGUGUAACGCUGUCGGUGUUGUACAACAAGUUGCUCAACCCAGUUUUUUCCCCGAAUUAAAUUGGACCGCCAGGGCCUCAAGACCAGAAUACCAGGCUUUAUUCCCUGAUCAAAAUCAGCAAGGAGAUAUCGCCUUCAACUUUGCCUCAGCUAUUGCUGCAACUGCGAAACAGAUUGAGAUCUUAAUAAACUCCCUGCCUGGCGAGGAGGUCUCUGCAGAACUCCAAGACGAGGCCAACCGGCGACACCUUCGAGACUACCGUGCGGAGAGUGCCAAACUCGUGCAACUGAUAACACACGGUUUUCAGCACCGUCUUUCCGCCGUUCGCCGACUUCUGUCUCGCAUCGCGGAAACACAGCUCCUGGCUCGAACACUAGAAAACGAAGUGAGUUCAUGA